AUGGCAGAUGAUCAAUUCAAGUGCUUCAUUUUUGUGAGCGCCCUGCAGUCACCUCGUGAUGCUAAAACCAGAACUCGUCUGCUUGUCAAGAUUGAACAGGACCCAAACUCCACUCAACAGCUCAGAAAUCUUAAGCAUGAUUCUGCGAUCGUGGAGCAACCCAGUUCCUCAUUUGCCAUCAACACCGUUCAUGCUGUCACUCGCACUAAGGCCACGUCGCCGCGGUAG
Molecule: messenger RNA, 228 nt
Organism: Dibothriocephalus latus
Lineage: Eukaryota; Metazoa; Platyhelminthes; Cestoda; Diphyllobothriidea; Diphyllobothriidae
Source: the annotation of a GenBank genome assembly